Saccharomycodes ludwigii is the source of this 495-nucleotide messenger RNA. RefSeq names its product phosphatase YCH1 (gene YCH1). Gene Ontology annotation, cellular component: nucleus; cytoplasm. Gene Ontology annotation, molecular function: protein tyrosine phosphatase activity. Bases 1 to 495 code for a protein of 164 amino acids. Lineage: Eukaryota; Fungi; Ascomycota; Saccharomycetes; Saccharomycodales; Saccharomycodaceae. The record is from RefSeq and is a predicted model, not a curated record. The transcript has a single exon.
AUGUCUCGUUCAGUAUCUUCAAUUAAAUACAUUAAUGCAUCUGACCUACUUUUGUGGAUAAAACAAGGAAGUACUGUACCAAUACAAGAACCAUUUCAAGUUAUUGAUGUUAGAGGGUCCGAUCACAUCGGUGGUCAUAUCAUAAAUUCGUGGAACUAUCCAUACAAAAAAUUAAAAGAGUAUGAAUACGAUAAUAAUUCUGUGUAUUUAAAACAAUUAAAGACCAAUUUGCUAAAAAAAUUAAAAGAAUUCAAAGAGAAAGAACAGAAUCUAGGAGAUAACGUCAAUGACAUUAAAAUCAAUUGCGUUUUCCAUUGUGCAUUGAGCCAGCAACGGGGUCCUUCUUCUGCAAUGAUGUUUUUAAGAUCUUUGGGUGAUGCUGAUCUAGAUAAAUUUCGAAUUUUGAUUUUAAGGGGUGGCUUCAACAAUUGGCAGAGUGUAUAUGGGUUGGAUUCGAAUUUAACUCAAGAUUAUGAACCGAGUUUAUGGAAAUAA